UCAUUGACCUUUGCCCACGCUCGCUCCAUUACUCGGAGUCACGACGUUAUCCGUUCUAAUCUCGCCGUCAUGAUCAUCUACAAGGAUCGACUUACGGGGGACGAAAUCUUCAGCGAUUCGUACAAACAGAAAGUCGUGGACGAUCUGUACUACGAGGUGGAAGGCAAGCUUACCACAGAAACUAGUAAUGUGGAUGACGCUGCGAUUGGAGCGAAUCCGUCGGCAGAAGAAGAAGUCGAGGCGUCGGCAGCCAGCAGUGUGUCAGGGGUCAACAUUGUUCUUGCUCAUCGGCUAAAGGAGACUUCUUUUAGUAAGAAAGAUUACCAAACGCACAUCAAAGCUUUCAUGAAGAAGCUAGUAGAGAAACUUGACCCAGAGAGAGCAGCUUGCGUUAAGAGUAAAAUGCCCGAAGUUAUAAAGAAGAUCAUGGGAAGAUUUAAGGAAUAUGAGUUCUUCACUGGUGAGUCGAUGGAUCCUGAAGGGUUAGUUGUACUCCUUGACUACCGUGAAGAUGGAAGAACACCAUUCCUCAUUGUUUUCAAGGAUGCAGUUGUGGAAGAGAAAUUUUGAGAAGACUGGGAUGACUGUCUUGACAGUUUGUUAGUUGACUUUGGUAUUGUUACUUUGAGUGUAAUAAGAGAUAAUGGUUUUAUGAGAACAGAA
Molecule: messenger RNA, 663 nt
Organism: Corticium candelabrum
Lineage: Eukaryota; Metazoa; Porifera; Homoscleromorpha; Homosclerophorida; Plakinidae
Product: translationally-controlled tumor protein homolog
Exons: 5
Coding region: 70-570 (166 amino acids)
Cellular component (GO): cytoplasm
Molecular function (GO): calcium ion binding
Source: RefSeq, a predicted model, not a curated record